GACAACCCGUUAGAAAUUUUUCUAUUGGAUUUUGAUUUUCAAUUCUGAGUUUUAAGGGGUUUUUGAGACCCAACUGCGUUUUUGGCUUCGGCUGCAACCUCAGAAAAAGCUUCACUUUGGAAUUCUUGGUCCUUCCUUCAAGCUCCUUAGUAACUGAAGGGAGCGUAAGGACCAAAAGAAAAGGGUAAAUGAUGAUGACAAUGGAAGGAGUAGCCGUAAAACUUCCAUCCUAUUCAUUCCCAAUCAUACGAAGCCCUGCCCGCUGCGUUACUCGGAACUUCCGACCCUUUUCCAUAUCCGCUUCAACUCUUAAAGAAGGCCACCCGGCCGCCCCGUCUGCUCCACCUGCAUCCCUUUCCCUCGGUCACUUGACCCGACCCGAUUUCCCCAUCCUCCAUCAGGAAGUAAAUGGGUCUAGGCUUGUUUACUUGGACAAUGCUGCAACUUCCCAAAAGCCUACUGCUGUGAUAAGAGCUUUGCAGAAUUACUAUGAGUCUUACAAUUCAAACGUGCAUCGUGGGAUUCAUUACUUAAGUGCAAGGGCAACAGAAGAAUAUGAACUGGCGAGAAAGAAGGUUUCCAACUUUAUCAAUGCAUCAGACUCCCGAGAAAUUGUUUUUACUAGGAAUGCUACUGAAGCUAUCAAUCUGGUUGCUUACACAUGGGGACUCCAAAAUAUAAAACCAGAUGAUGAGAUCUUACUUACAGUUGCUGAACAUCACAGUGCAAUCGUUCCUUGGCAACUUGUAGCUCAAAAGACAGGCGCUGUUUUGAAAUUUGUGGAAUUAAAUGGGGAUGAAGUUCCAGAUGUGGACAAUUUGAAAGAUAUGCUCUCAAGGAAAACAAAGCUUGUAGUUGUUCAUCAUGUCUCAAAUGUGCUUGGUUCUGUUCUUCCUAUCAAAGAUAUCGUGCUUUGUGCUCAUGAUGUUGGUGCAAAAGUUCUUGUAGAUGCUUGUCAGAGUGUUCCACAUAUGGUGGUUGAUGUACAGAAUCUGAAUGCUGACUUUCUUGUUGCUUCUUCUCACAAGAUGUGUGGGCCCACAGGCGUUGGAUUCUUGUAUGGAAAGAGUGAUCUCUUGUCUGCCAUGCCUCCAUUUUUAGGUGGUGGAGAAAUGAUAUCUGAUGUAUUCCUAGAUCAUUCCACCUAUGCAGAACCUCCAUCUAGGUUUGAGGCUGGAACACCAGCAAUUGGGGAAGCAAUUGGGUUAGGAGCAGCUAUUGAUUACUUGUCAGGACUUGGUAUGCAAAAGAUACAUGAUUAUGAGAUAUUUCUUGCUAAAUACCUAUACGAUAGCCUUAGUUCAGUCCCCAAUAUUCACAUUUAUGGUCCUGUCCCCUCAAAUCAUGUCUCCCGUGCUGCUCUUUGUUCUUUCAACAUCGACAAUAUUCACCCUACAGAUCUAGCAACUUAUCUUGACCAACAGCACGGAGUGGCUAUCCGAUCUGGUCACCAUUGUGCCCAACCCCUUCAUCGACAUUUAGGAGUCAGUGCAAGCGCCCGUGCGAGUCUUCACUUCUACAACACCGUAGAGGAUAUUGACGACUUUAUCCGGGCCCUCAAUGACACAGUCAGCUUCUUUAAUUCUUUCAAGUAGAGAGCCUUGCUAGCCUCCUGUAAAUUGUACAAACUAUUCUACUGACUCCGUAAGCUUAUAUGAAUUGAGCAUCAUUUGUGCGAUUAUUUGUUAAAGACUUGA
This is a messenger RNA of Prunus avium (sweet cherry), 1697 nucleotides long. Its product is annotated as cysteine desulfurase 1, chloroplastic-like. NCBI's taxonomy places the organism in Eukaryota, Viridiplantae, Streptophyta, Magnoliopsida, Rosales, Rosaceae. Gene Ontology annotation, molecular function: cysteine desulfurase activity; pyridoxal phosphate binding. The record is from RefSeq and is a predicted model, not a curated record.